This is a messenger RNA of Colletotrichum spaethianum, 201 nucleotides long. RefSeq lists its product as uncharacterized. The record is from RefSeq and is a predicted model, not a curated record. Gene Ontology annotation, molecular function: protein kinase binding. Gene Ontology annotation, biological process: signal transduction. Gene Ontology annotation, cellular component: nucleotide-activated protein kinase complex; cytoplasm; nucleus. Bases 1 to 201 code for a protein of 66 amino acids. The transcript has 2 exons. NCBI's taxonomy places the organism in Eukaryota, Fungi, Ascomycota, Sordariomycetes, Glomerellales, Glomerellaceae.
AUGGGCACUUACAAGUUCACCUGGGCUCAUCCGGCCGAGGAGGUCUAUGUUACCGGCACCUUCGACAACUGGACUAAGAGCGAGAAGUUGGACAAGGUCGGCAACUCGUUCGAGAAGACAGUUACCCUGCCCGACGCUUCGCAGAAGAUUUACUACAAGGUUCGUAGCCGCCAAUUCGGGCGAUUUCCCUUUUCCCCAUGA